ACAAACUCUCUCCAAAAGGAUGAGGGCGAUGCAAUGAACGCACAGUCUCACAUACAGAGACACAUCACCAUGAAAGAACUUUAAUAAGCGAAAGCGUUUUAUCUGUCAUGUUGCGCGUGGCAGUUGAAUCUGCGGCGGAUCUGCCCAAGAAGAAACUGGGCAGUCCAGACCCCGUCGCGUCUUUGGUGUUUAGAGACGAAAAGAAGAAAACAAGGUCGAUUAACAAUGAAGUGAACCCGGUGUGGAAUGAGACGCUUCAGUUUGAUUUAAAAGGUGUUCCUCUUGAUUCUUCCUCCUACAUUGAUGUGAUUGUGAAAGACUACGAGACUCUCGGAAAGGACAAAUUAAUUGGUUCUGCAAAGGUCUUUUUAAAAGACCUAGCCAGUAGUCAAGUUAAGUCUCUCCCAGUCAAAAACUUGACUCUGGUGGAUGAAAAUGGAAAGAGCAUAGGGGGAACCAUCAGCAUGACGGUUGGAUAUGAGCCACCUGCCGGUGCUGUAGCGAACCCACUUGAUCAACAAGAUGGAAACAUUGGUGGAAACACAGCUGAAGGUGAAGCAGGAGAUGCCCCUGAUGCUGGGUCACGGGGUGCGUUCACGUCCCCUGGUGAGCCAGGCCAGAAACUUCAGCUUAGGUCCAGGAACCGUAAUAAUCUGGCUAAUAAACCUCAGGACUUUCAGAUCCGUGUGCGGGUGAUUGAGGGGCGUCAGUUGCCAGGAAAUAACAUCAAACCAGUGGUCAAAGUGCAUGUCUGUGGAGAAACACACAGGACAAGGAUCAGGAAGGGGAAUAACCCUUACUUUGAUGAGAUAUUCUUUUUUAACAUCAACAUGUUGCCAUCUGAACUGUUCGAUGAAGUUAUAAGCUUUCGGGUGUAUAACUCUUCUUCUUUUAGAGCAGACUGUCUCAUGGGUGAAUUCAAGCUUGAUAUUGGUUACAUCUAUGAUGAACAAGCUCACUGUAUCAUGAAGAAAUGGAUUCUCUUGAAUGACCCUGACGACUCAAGCUCGGGAGCAAAGGGUUAUCUUAAAGUUAGCAUGUUUGUGGUGGGAACUGGAGAUGAACCGCCGGUGGAAAAGAAAGAGCAGGACAGUGAUAAGGAUGAUGUGGAGAGCAACCUGCUGCUGCCAGCUGGCGUUGCUCUGAGAUGGGUUACGCUUAAACUCAAAGUGUUUCGCGCUGAGGACAUCCCACAGAUGGAUGACUCCAUUACCCAGUCUUUAAAAGAAGCAUUUGGGGGUCAAGUAAACAAGAAAAACCUAGUGGAUCCAUUUGUUGAGGCCUGGUUUGCUGGCAAAAAGCUCUGUACACAAAUAAUUGAGAAGAACGCAAACCCAGAGUGGAACCAACAACUCAAUCUGCAGGUCAAGUUUCCAUCCAUGUGUGAAAGAAUCAAGCUGACUGUGUAUGACUGGGAUCGCCUCACUAGGAAUGACACCAUUGGCACCACAUAUCUGGAUCUGACCAAAAUAGCGUCCUCUGGUGGAGAAAGUGAAGAGGAUCAUCCAGGAGAUGAAUUUUCAGCAAGAGAAACUGGAGAAUCUGGGAUUGGCUUCCUGCCUACCUUUGGGCCAUGCUAUAUAAAUCUUUAUGGCAGCCUGAGAGAGUUCUCAGGUUUACCUGAUCAAUAUGAUGACCUUAAUCUAGGCAAGGGUGAAGGAGCGGCUUAUCGAGGGAGAAUUCUUGUUGAACUCUCUACAAAACUUGAUGGAAAGACUGACAAAUCUGUGGAAGAAAUAUCAAGCGAUGAUAUCUUAGUAGUUCAAAAAUAUCAGCGCAGGAGGAAGUAUUGUCUGUGUGCAGUGUUUCACAGUGCUACUAUGAUCCAAGAACCCGGAGAGCCCAUUCAGUUUGAAGUUAGCAUCGGCAACUAUGGAAACAAGAUGGACCUAACGUGCAAACCUCUGGCUUCAACUACACAGUACAGCUGUGCUGUUUUUGAUGGUAAUAAUUACUACUACCUGCCCUGGGGUGACACUAAACCUGUAGUUGCCGUUACUUCUUUUUGGGAGGAUAUCAGUCACCGGUUAGACUCCCUGAAUAUCCUUCUGUAUAUAUCUAACCGUUUGCAAACAAACAUCAAUGCAUUAAAGUUUGCAGUACAGUCCAAAGCUACAGAUGCACGACUAGUAGAAAUCUGGCUAAAGCUCAUCAACCAGUUAAUGGAAGAUAUCAGCAGCUUAAAAAUUCCUGACCUGGAAGGGAAGCCCAAUCUCACGUCACUGGAUAUUCAGAUAAAGAAGUUACGGGAUAAGGCCCUGGAGGGCAUCAUGGAAGGGGCCAAGCGCUUGUUUGAAGAGGCCACAGAUGUUAAUAAGUGCUUGACUAUCAUUGAAGGCUGGCUUGAGAAACUCAGGCAACUCGCAGAGGAGCCUCAGAACAGCAUGCCUGAUGUCAAUAUCUGGAUGUUGAGAGGAGAGAAGAGGGUAGCGUACACCCGCAUCCCAGCCCAUCAAGUGCUCUAUUCGUCCUACUGUGAGCAGGCAUGUGGCCAAUACUGUGGGAAGACCCAGACUGUUUUUAUGCAGUAUCCAAUGGACAGCAAAAAGGGUUUGAAGAUUCCUGUUAAGAUACGUGUGAACAUGUGGUUAGGACUGGCAACAGAGGAAAAGAAGUUCAAUCACUAUGCACAAGGGAUGUUCAAUGUAUUUGCAGAGCUGUAUGAAAAUCAGGCUCAGGUUCUGGGAAAAUGGGGCACCACUGGUCUGCUGAAUCGUAGCAAGUUCUCUGAUGUUACAGGCAAAAUCAAGCUGAAGCAUGAGUACUUCAUGCCCCCUGUUGGCUGGGAGUGGGAAGGUGAUUGGAGUGUUGAUCCAGAGAAAGCUCUGCUGACCGAGGCUGAUGCUGGACACACAGAGUUUGUGGAUGAGGUGUAUGAGAAUGAGACCCGAUUCCCAGGAGGUGAAUGGAAGCUGGCCGCAGAGACUUACACCGAUGUGAAUGGAGAAAAAGUUCUGGGCCCUAAAGAGAUUGAGUGCCCAUCUGGCUGGACCUGGGAGGAUAACUGGACCUUUGAUGUCAACCGUGCUGUAGAUGAAAAAGGUUGGGAAUAUGGCAUCACCAUUCCACCUGACGAAAAGCCCAAAUCCUGGGUAGCUUGUGAAAAGAUGUACCAUGUUCAUCGUCGCAGAAGAAUGAUUCGACCUCGCAAAAAGAUUCCUGGUGCCAAAACGGCUGAUAAGAAGGAUACAGGAAAUGCAGAGGGGUGGGAAUACUCUUCACUCAUCGGCUGGAAGUUCCACAGACAGCAACGAUCAUCUGACACUUUCCGUCGGCGCCGCUGGAGAAGGAAGAUGGCACCUGCUGAUCGGGUUGGAGCCUCUGCCAUUUUCAAGCUAGAGGGUGCCCUGGGAGUCGACAUGGAAAGUGAUGAAAAAGGGGCCAAAGCAGAUGCAUCUGUUAAGCAGUUUGGAGCAAACACACCAACUAUUUCAUGUACAUUUGAUCGAGCCAACGCGUACCACUUGAGAGUCUAUGUUUACCAGGCCAGAAACCUCACUGCUCUAGACCAAGACAGUUUUUCAGAUCCGUACGUCCACGUGUCCUUCUUGCAUCACAGCCAAACAACAGAGACCAUCCAAAGCAACUUGAACCCAACAUGGGAUCAAACUCUUAUUUUUAAAAAUGUGGAAAUCUAUGGUGAUCCCCAAUCUCUGGUCCAGAAUUCACCAGUAGUGGUUAUGGAAAUCUUUGACCGUGAUCAAGUGGGUAAAGAUGAAAUGCUUGGUAGAAGUACAUGUGUACCUUUGGUGAAGUUGGCUUCAGGUAUGGAUGGAUCUCCCAAACUUCUCUGGGAACCUGUAACACACAAAAACGCUUCGGCUGGGGAGAUUUUAGUGGCUGCAGAGCUCAUUCUGAAGACAAAGGGAAAUGACACUGAACUUCCCCUUGUUCCCCCAAAACGGGGAGAUAAUCUCUAUAUGGUUCCUCAAGGGGUGCGUCCAGUAGUGCAGCUCACUGCCAUAGAGGUUUUAGCAUGGGGACUGCGUAACAUGAAGAUGUAUCAACUGGCUCCAGUGACUUCACCCUGUCUGGUGGUAGAGUGCGGAGGAGAGCGCGUUCAGACAGCUGUCAUCAAAAACAUGAAGAAAUGCCCCAAUUUCCAAGGAAAUGUCCUCUUUUUAAAAGUGCUUCUACCAAAGGAAGAGAUGUAUACUCCACCUAUUGUGCUGAAAGUCAUUGACCAUAGACCUUUUGGACGGAAACCUGUGGUGGGUCAAUGCACCAUCACUUCCCUGGAAGAGUUCCGAUGUGACCCGUAUGUCACAGUUGCUGAGGUUGCCAUGUCUUCAAAAGUGGCUUUGAUGGCAGCUAGUCCAGGACAUCUCUCAGUAAACAUUGAUGAUAGCAGACAGCAACUUCUAGAAGCUCAGUACAUGUAUGGCAUCUCAGCUGCUGUUGACAAAAUAGCCACCUCUGGUCACCGUCAACGUGAGAAGGAGAAAGAGACGGUUGAUUGGUGGAGUAAGUUUUAUGCUUCCCUUGGGCAAAGUGAGAAAUGCCGCCCAUAUCUUGACAAAGGAUAUGACACACUGGAGGUUUUUGAGCAUGAGCUUGAAAAUGUAAAGGAGUUUAUGGGUCUCACUGAUUUCUGUAAAACCUUCAAAUUGCAACGUGGGAAAAAUGAAACUGAUGAUGAGGACCCCAAUGUAGUUGGAGAAUUUAAGGGCUCUUUUAUGGUCUACCCAUUGCCUGAUGAUCCAUCGGUGUUGCCUCCACCACGUCAGUUCAGAGAGCUGCCCGACAGUGUCUCUCAGGAGUGUGUGGUCAGAAUCUACGUGGUUCAAGGCAUCGACCUGCAACCCAAAGACAACAAUGGCAAAUGUGAUCCAUACAUCAAAAUCUCUUUGGGAAAAAAGUCUGUUGAUGAUAGAGACAACUAUAUGCCACUGACUCUCAACCCAGUGUUCGGAAGAAUGUUUGAAGUUACAUGCUUCCUCCCUCAAGACAAGGACUUGAAAAUUGCCGUCUAUGACUUUGAUCUGCUUAGCCGUGAUGAGAAAGUUGGGGAGACCGUGAUUGACUUGGAAAACCGGUUCCUUUCUCACUUUGGGUCAAGCUGUGGUUUAGCCCAGACAUACUGCAUCUCUGGACCAAAUCAGUGGCGUGAUCAGCUCAAACCUUCUCAGAUUCUUGAGCAUCAUGCUCGUUGGAAAGGAUUAAGUCCACCUCGAAGUGAAGACAAUGGAAACACAUUAUCCUUUGGUGGCCAACUGUAUAGUCUCUCUGACUUUGAAGCAAACAAGGAAAUUCAUGAACACCUGGGACCCCCAAGUGAACGGAUUGCUCUGCAUGUCCUCAGAACUCAAGGUCUGGUUCCAGAGCAUGUUGAAACCAGAACUCUAUACAGUAGCUUCCAGCCAACUCUCCCGCAGGGAAAACUACAGAUGUGGGUUGACAUUUUCCCAAAAAGCCUGGGGGCUCCUGGACCUCCUUUUGACAUAUCUCCACGCAAAGCAAAAAAGUUCUUCUUACGUGUCAUUGUUUGGAACACAACCGAUGUAGUUUUGGAUGAAACCAGUAUUACUGGAGAAAAUAUGAGUGACAUCUAUGUCAAGGGUUGGAUGCAAGGAAUGGAGGAAGAUAAGCAGAAAACGGAUGUUCAUUACCGAUCUUUAGAUGGCGAUGGGAAUUUCAACUGGAGGUUUGUUUUCGGAUUUGAUUAUCUGCCCACGGAGCAGCUGUGUCAUGUAUCUAAAAAGGAGCAUUUUUGGAGUCUUGACAAAUCAGAGUUCAGAAUACCACCCAAGCUGUCUGUUCAAAUAUGGGACAAUGAUAAAUUCUCACUGGAUGAUUAUCUGGGUGCUGUUGAACUUGAUCUGCACCACCUUAUUAGCCCUUCUAAAUCAUCAGAGAAAUGUAGCCUUAGCAUGUUGCCGGAUGGACCUGCACCUCCAAAAUCAGACCAAUACAAAUCUCUGUUUGAUCAGAAGUCAGUAAGAGGAUGGUGGCCGUGCUACAUGGAAAAAGACGGGAAGAAGGAGCUUGGUGGAAAGGUUGAGUUGACUUUGGAGAUUGUGAACGAGAAGGAAGCAGAUGAGAGGCCUGCUGGAAAAGGCAGAGAUGAGCCCAAUAUGAACCCGAAACUGGAUCCUCCCAAGCGACCUGAAACCUCCUUCUUCUGGUUCACAAAUCCAUGCAAGACAUGCAAGUUCAUAGUGUGGCGAAGAUUCAAGUGGCUGUUCAUCGGCCUGGUUGUGCUCAUCUUAGUGCUGUUGUUCAUUGGGAUCUUGCUUUAUUCAUUACCGAACUACAUUUCAAUGAAGAUCGUCAAACCCUUCAGUUGAGCGAAGGGAUGAUAUCAAAGGAGGAUAUCAACUUUUGCCGUUUUUAUCCACGUUUGUUGGCAUGAUUUGGGUUCUUCUACGCAUCUCGACACUUAACAGAAAUAGUUUGUUUUGUUUGUGUUGUUAAUCACAUGCACAUCCAUCGAUACAGUGUUCAUUUUGUUGUGUCCUGUUACAUUUGAUUCUAUAGGCAUUUGCCAUUAAUCACAUUUUGCACCAAUAUUAAUCAUCAAUAUUCACUUUUUGGUUCAGGUUUUACUAACGUUUAGACACAUUUGUACACAAACCAUGAAGUUUUUUUUUGAAAAAAAAAAAUAUUUUAUUGUAUUAUAACCUCAGAACAUUUUAAAGUUUGUUAGUUAAAAUAAAAUAUGAAAUUGUUGAAUAAAGAUAUUAACAUGUUUGAUAAAAUUA
Messenger RNA from Danio aesculapii, 6701 nucleotides. RefSeq names its product myoferlin (gene myof). Gene Ontology annotation, cellular component: membrane. Bases 108 to 6287 code for a protein of 2059 amino acids. Lineage: Eukaryota; Metazoa; Chordata; Actinopteri; Cypriniformes; Danionidae. The record is from RefSeq and is a predicted model, not a curated record. Gene Ontology annotation, biological process: plasma membrane organization; membrane fusion. The transcript is spliced from 55 exons.